CUUUAUAUCUAGCGAACAUGGAUCAGAUACGUGCGUUUCGUCACCGUCAUUGGAAUUUUACUAAAGAAUAUAUAAUUAAGCAUACAAAUCAUCCGGUGGCUACCGGCGGUUCCCCAAUUGUUACCUGGCUUCCUAACCAACUAUCUACAGUUCUACAACAAAUGGCCAAAGUCGGACAAACAAUAAAUUACGCACAACUUUCUCUUGAAAAUAAAAUUCUAGUCGAUGAGAUCGUGGAUCGAGCUAAUACUCAGGAGCGCGUACUUAAACGGGAGGUGACAAUUUUGAAGGAUCGGUUUGGUGAAAGUCAGGAUAAAAUUGUUAUUUGA
Ambispora leptoticha is the source of this 329-nucleotide messenger RNA. NCBI's taxonomy places the organism in Eukaryota, Fungi, Glomeromycota, Glomeromycetes, Archaeosporales, Ambisporaceae. The record is from the annotation of a GenBank genome assembly.